AUGCAUCUCCAGGACAAUAGAACUGGAUGGGUACCAUUACAAAACCUCUACGCUAAGAAUGACAAUAUAACCGAUCUAGUAGGAGGUAAUAACGAUGCUGAGGAGGAUCUCAAACAAAGUCCUAGAGUAAUAAAUACACCCAAUCAGCUGUUGUAUGUAGCCCGCCAGGGGUUACGCUUCCAGAUUUUUGACACUGUUCUAUGGAAUGACCUAUACGAAUGUGCACUAGAACUCAGUGGAGAUUUUCAACCGAGGCAAUGGGUACAGCUGGUGCAUAUAUUCAAACGCAUCAAAGUCAAACACCGUGGACUACUCGACCUGGCGACAAGAGAACUGCUCUAUCACCUUGAUCGAUUGUCGCUGGAAGACCUCAGCAAGCUUGCAUUGAGCUUUGCAUGGCAUGGAUAUUGCCAUAGCGAUAUGUUUAGCAGAAUCGCAGAGGUAGUCACAACGAGAUUACGGAGGGAAAAGAUGCAUGAAGUACCUGAUGUAGCCAAGAUUGACGAUGCAGAUGCGACAGACCCAGGUAGUACCGGGAAGGAGCCACAAAAAAACAGUGCGCUAUCAAAAAUCACAUCGUAUACUCAUCUACUAGGUGCAUUUUCCAAGUGCGAAGUUGCCCAUAAAGAGCUAUUUGAAGCAGUAGCUGCAGACCUAGUAGAUCAAAUCAGGUCAAAGGAAAUGCUUAUCCCUCCAGGAUUUUUGUCGAAGAUUUUCGCGUCUUACGCGAGGUUUGGUUACAGACAUGUUACGCUGUUUGAUGCACUGUCGAAGGAAAUGGUCACCGCCAAAAUCCCUACAGAGCAAUUGGCAAGUAUACAAAAAAUGAUGAAAGCACUAGACUAUGAAAACGAUAUUAUGCUCAACAUAUUUGCCUAUAGACUGGGUAACGCCGUACAAGGCUCAGAAAAUCAAUGA
Molecule: messenger RNA, 918 nt
Organism: Babesia sp. Xinjiang
Lineage: Eukaryota; Apicomplexa; Aconoidasida; Piroplasmida; Babesiidae
Exons: 3
Coding region: 1-918 (305 amino acids)
Source: RefSeq, a predicted model, not a curated record